Aspergillus ochraceoroseus IBT 24754 is the source of this 1644-nucleotide messenger RNA. RefSeq names its product glycosylphosphatidylinositol-alpha 1,2 mannosyltransferase smp3 (gene smp3). Gene Ontology annotation, molecular function: alpha-1,2-mannosyltransferase activity. The record is from RefSeq and is a predicted model, not a curated record. Gene Ontology annotation, cellular component: endoplasmic reticulum membrane. Bases 1 to 1644 code for a protein of 547 amino acids. The transcript is spliced from 4 exons. Gene Ontology annotation, biological process: GPI anchor biosynthetic process. NCBI's taxonomy places the organism in Eukaryota, Fungi, Ascomycota, Eurotiomycetes, Eurotiales, Aspergillaceae.
AUGUGGAGAAGAACAUACUUGAUUCUUCUGGUAAUCCGUGUUUACUUUGCACUCUCCCCCAGCUAUAUCCACCCGGAUGAGCACUUCCAGGGCCUUGAACUCUUCGCAGGCCGUAUUCUUUCAUAUCCGUCCCAGUUACCCUGGGAAUUUACCUCCGAGCAUCCCAUCCGCAGCAUCUUCCCACUAUGGCCGAUCUACGCCCUCCCCAUGAACUUCCUGCGAUGGUUCUAUACCGAGACCGGGACGGAAAGCCCACCGGCGCAGAUAGUAUAUUAUGUAGCGAGAGGGGUGAUGUUUCUUCUGAGCUUUGUAUUAGAAGACUGGGCCGUGCAUGAGCUGGUUCCUCUCCCCCGCCAUCGACGGGUAGCUGUGGUGUUGGUGGCAUCCUCAUAUGUCACCUGGACUUAUCAGACGCACACAUUUUCCAACUCCCUCGAGACCUUGUUGGUUGCCUGGGGUCUGGUGUUGAUUCGCCGCAUCCUGGAAAAUAGGCGACGGUCCGCUGUCUUUUCUUGCGCCGUGUUGUCCUUCAUCUGCGUCGCGGGGGUUUUCAACAGGAUCACUUUCCCAGCUUACCUUGCGAUUCCAGGACUGCAGUUAGUGCCUCAUUUUUGGCGCAGGCCGCUCUCCCUGGUCUCCUUCGUUGGUUUCGGCCUCAUAUUCCUCUCCGUCGCUAUUUCUACCGACACAGCAUUUUACAAUCCAUCAGCAUCAUUCUGGGACAUCGUGCGCUCCCCAGUAAUCACCCCGAUAAACAAUCUUGUCUACAACACCGACACCUCUAAUUUGGCUCUCCAUGGACUCCACCCCCACUAUCAUCACUUUCUAGUAAACUUACCACAGCUUCUCGGCCCUGCCCUUAUUUGGAUUGCGGUACGUAUAUACCAUUUGCGAGACAUUCCUUCGCGGUUCAAGAAUAUCCGCGUGGUUUCCGCAUUAUCAGCUACCGCCAUGUUGUCUAUAUUCCCCCAUCAAGAACCCCGGUUUUUGAUUCCUUGUGUACCUCUUCUUCUCAGCUGCCUUCAUGUCCACAAAUCGCGCAUAUUUCUGGCCACUUGGGUGAUAUUCAAUGUUGCUCUAGGGUUCCUCAUGGGAGUAUACCAUCAGGGAGGCGUUGUGCCAACCCAACUUGCGGUGCCUUCAAUUAUAUCGGCGAGUAGCGAAAACUGGCACAAACUGUCGCAGAACGGGAACCAACCUGUUUCCGCUACUGUCCUUUGGUGGAAGACCUAUUCCCCUCCUCUGUGGCUGCUAGGGGAUAAUUCUAGCCUUCCACUAAACCUGAACAUCGAAACUCGAGAUUUGAUGGGCAUGCCCGGAUCAGAAAUGGUCAACGAACUCGAAAAGUUAAUUCCUUCCUGCCGCUCGAGGAGGAAACGCGCACAGUACUCGAAUUCGAAAGGGCCGAGACAACCAGACGCUGUCUUCGUGGUUGCGCCAAAAUCUGCCACAUUUCUCGACCAAUUCACCGCUCCGGACAGCAUCGAGUCGAGUGUGGAACUCUAUGAACUAUGGACCUACAGAAAACACAUUAGUUUGGAUGACCUCGACUUCGGUACUGAUGGUAUUCUCCCCACACUGAAACGAGUAAUUGGGAGACGUGGACUAGGCGUUUGGCUUGCGAAAAGGGCUGGGUGCAAUUGA